Cuscuta epithymum is the source of this 1019-nucleotide messenger RNA. Lineage: Eukaryota; Viridiplantae; Streptophyta; Magnoliopsida; Solanales; Convolvulaceae. The record is from the annotation of a GenBank genome assembly.
UAAAACCAAAAUCACUUCACUUUUUUUUAAUCGAUUGAGCCCUUAGUCGUCUGUCUCCCCUGCGGCCAAUCUCCUGUCCGGCAGCCUUCUCCACUUCUGCAAUCCAUAUCGCCCGAUCGCCAACGUCCAAGCACUCCCCAAGUAGGCUAAUCCUCCACAGCUGCCUCGUUUCAGACAGGUAAGUAGCAGGUCCAGAAUAUGGGACUUCUUAGCAUCAUUCGAAAGAUUAAGCGGAAAGAAAAAGAAAUGCGCAUUCUUAUGGUUGGCUUGGACAACUCAGGUAAGACUACCAUAGUUUUGAAAAUCAAUGGAGAAGACACUAGUGUCAUCAGUCCUACACUUGGAUUCAACAUCAAAACCAUUUCAUAUCAGAAGUAUACACUAAAUAUAUGGGAUGUUGGGGGACAGAAAACCAUAAGAUCGUAUUGGAGGAACUACUUUGAACAAACUGAUGGCUUGGUGUGGGUUGUGGAUAGCUCUGAUCUUAGAAGGUUAGAUGACUGCAGAUAUGAAUUGCAUAAUCUUUUGAAAGAAGAGAGGCUAUCAGGAGCGUCAUUAUUGAUUUUUGCAAAUAAACAGGAUAUACAAGGUGCUUUUUCUCCAUACGAAAUAGCUAAAGUACUUAGACUGGAUGCUAUGGAUAAAAACCGACAUUGGAGAAUUAUGGGGUGUAGUGCGUACACUGGAGAAGGGCUUCUGGAGGGUUUUGAUUGGCUGGUGCAGGAUGUUGCCUCUCGCAUCUAUAUGCUUGACUAAGUACUAACAUGUCAAUUUCUCUGUUAGUAGUAUUUGGUUUGAUUUGCUAGUAGCUUCCAUCUAGAUAUAUGUGGCAACUUGGUUACUUAAUGGCAUUUUCUUGUGCACUCUCUCAUUCACACAUUUGACACUAAUAAUUGUGUGGAUCCAGACGGUCUCGGAUGCAUGUGGGUAUGUAUUACUUGUGCUGUACAUGUAGCACACAAGAUUUCACUUCUUUCAUUAAGAUGUUUUCAUUAAUCUUCAGCACUUUUUUAUUGUUC